CAGGCACUUAGCAGUUAGCUCAUUAGGUGCUCGGGCCAACUGUGAAAUCGGUUUGAAACCAAAAUAAAGCCAGUUUAUAUUCAACAGAAAACGUGUUUACGUAAUACAUUAAAACCGUCUGUUCGUUUACUCGUAUUUAAUGUCCACAAGUAAUAUGAACGUGUCGAGUAAGACGUGUAGUUAGUUAACGUCAGCUCAAGAAAUGCUAACGACUGCGGCUUGCUAACCCAGCUAACAGGUAAACAUGCGGCCACACACUAGUUCAAAUACCGUCAAACGAGUCGGAAGUUAACGGGAGACGUGGCGUGAGGAGCCGUGCGGGCCGAGGGGAUGAAGAAGUGGAACUGGCGAGACGGGCAGCGACCACACAGGCGACGAGGGGCCGGUCAGCGCCAAGGAUGGUACAGAGGCAACCGACACCGGUCCUCACAGGACGAACAGCGCACUGGACACAAUAAUGCACGGCCACCCUCGAGAGCACCUCAGAGGAGGUUGGAGAACCAGUCCGCCUCCUCCUCGUCCCCUUCCUCCCCCCCACCGUCCUCUUCCUCCUCUCAGACCAGCAAUGCUGCUCCAGAGCUGCCUGGUUUCUACUUCGACCCUGAGAAGAACCGCUACUUCCGCCUGUUGCCCGGACACAACAACUGUAACCCGCUGACCAGGGAGAUGUUGCAGAAGAAGGAAAGAGAGCAGCAGAGAAACAAGAUGCUCGCAGAGGAUGAAAAGCCCAGAAAAAAAGCACCAAGAACCGGACUGAACACUUUGCUGCUGCUGCAGAAGAGACACCUCGGCAUGCUACCGGAGCACUCUUACAGCAGGCUGGUCCACGAGGUGAAGGUCAGUGGAAUGAAACGCCACAAACUGGAGAUCCAAAGCACGGACAGCAGCAACCCCGACACGGACAACUUCCGCCUCAUCGUGGGGGACUCUGCAUGCGAGCGCGUGUUCACAGUCAACGACGUGUCACAUGGCGGCUGCAAGUACGGCAUCAUGAACUUCAGCAGCAGCAGCCGGGGAUCUUUGUCCGUGGAGAUGUGCGACAACCUCUACUUCACCAACCGCAAGGUGAAUUCCAUCUGCUGGGCCUCGGUCAACUACCCGGACUCACACGUCCUGCUGUGCCUGGUUGGAGCAGCAGACACCCCCGGCUGCGUCAGUUUGCUUCCUGCUUCCCUUUUCAGCAACUCCAACCCAGAUCAGCCCGGGAUGCUGUGCAGCUUUAAGAUCUCCUCAGCCUGGUCUUGUGCUUGGUGCCUCAACCCCCAGUUUGACAAGACCUUCAGCACUGGUCUCUCUCGUAGGGUGAUCGUGAAAGAUGCCGAGACGGGCCGGACGCAGACGUACAGCACCGGCAGCGACGUCUUGGCUCAGCAGUUUGCCCUGAGAGUCCCCGUGCUGUUUAACGGUUGCCGAUCAGGGGAGAUCUUCAGCCUGGACCUGCGUCAGCGAAGCCGCCGAGGUCAAAGCUGGAAGGCCAGCCGCUUCCACCAAGAGUCGGCCAUCACGUCCGUACGCGUCCUCCAGGACGACAACUACCUGCUCGCCGCUGACAUGCUGGGCCAGAUUAAGCUGUGGGAUGUGCGAGCGACAAAGCCAGUACAGGAGUACAAAGGGCACCACAAUGAGCAUGCCUACCUUCCUAUCCAAGUCAACGAGCCUGAGGGGCUUUUGUUGGCAGUCGGUCAGGAUUGCUACACGCGGUUAUGGAGCUUAAAGGAUGGCCAGCUGCUGAGGACUAUCCCAUCCCCCCAUCCGGCCGCAAACGACCUGAUCCCCAGCGUGGUCUUCUCCUCCAAGCUGGGGGGGUGCAGGGGGCUCCCUGGCCUGCUAAUGGCCGUCAAACACGACCUUUACUACUUCCCUUACAACACGGACUACCAGGAAGCAGCGGAGCAGCCGGGAAACGUCUCCUAGGAAAAGAUUGGGAACUCUUCUUCUCACUGAUCAUUUCUUAAGGGAACCAUGUUUUUUUUUUUUUGCCAACUUUAUGGAUGGUGUUCUAUUUCAUAUGUAUUCUGUAAUAGAAAAGGUUUUCGUCAGUAUGCCGUUAAUUUCCACAAGGCAGCACUGAACUUUGACCUCAGAGGAGAAGCAAUGGAGUCUCAGGGGAAUGUUACUUUUUGACCCACUUUGUGCCGAAAGGUGGAAGCGCCACAUGAGUGCGUACAAUUACUCGUUUUCUGAAAUCUUUACAAAGCAAAGUGCUCUUACUGAUGGCGUGAUUGAGUUUGAUUUUUGACAUGAUUCAGGACGUCUCUGAUCCCAAUUUUAAAAGCAAUAUUUUAUAUCAGCACAUUUUCGUAUUGCCGUUCAAUGAAGAUUCUAUUUAAAAAGAA
Molecule: messenger RNA, 2336 nt
Organism: Gasterosteus aculeatus aculeatus (three-spined stickleback)
Lineage: Eukaryota; Metazoa; Chordata; Actinopteri; Perciformes; Gasterosteidae
Gene: wdr21
Product: WD repeat domain 21
Cellular component (GO): Cul4-RING E3 ubiquitin ligase complex
Molecular function (GO): protein binding
Source: RefSeq, a predicted model, not a curated record